CAGUAACAGUUCGUACUCUUUCUCUCUCUAGAAUAUCCUUUUUUCUAGCCGCCGUUGGUUUCCUCCAUCGAACGAACAGCUUCAAUUUUCUCAGACCCACUCCUACUUCUACUUCUACUUCUACUACCCUCAGGGGCUUCAUCGUCAUCAAUGUACCUUCUACUCUGCUCUCUCUAGGGUUUCAUUUCUCUGCAUUCCCACCCUGGGAACCGGAUACACCACCAUUUCAUCUUUUUCAACCUCUCUUCUCACCCUAAAACCCUAGUUUCGCCAAUAUCCGACUGUGAGGGUCCAAUUCACGCAAUAUCCGGUCCCCCGCGUGAAAUCGAUGGACAAUGCCGAGUCGGAGAUCCGACCCGUACUCGGACCGGCUGGAAAUAAGGCGAGAUCGGCCGAACUGCGCAAACCCGCUGAGAAGUUGAAGAGUAACAAGGUGGAGAAGCCUCGAGAGAGUGACUGCAAGAGAUUCCAGGCAAUGUCGGAGGCGGUGGCUGAUCAGCCGCCCAAAUCGCGGUCUCCGGUAUCGGCAUUGAAGAAAUGCGGCAGUGUGGGUUCAAUUCUGCGGAAGCAGCAGGACCAGAGGUCCUUUUUGAUGAGGUCCAACUUGUCGCUCAACGCCUCGUGCUCCUCCGAUGCGUCGACUGACUCUUCUCAGAGCCGGGCGUCCACGGGGAGAAUUAUCAGACGGAGCAUGACCUCUACACCGGCUAGGAGGAAGCAAUGCAGCCCCAAAACGGAGAAGGUCAUCGAGAAACUUGCAAGUGAAGUUGAAAGCUUGUCUGUGAGUUCGGAUGAUGUCUCUGUGCUGAAGAAAAGGUGUGCUUGGGUGACUGCUAAUACUGCAGAUCCGUUAUAUGCUGCUUUCCAUGACGAGGAAUGGGGAGUUCCUGUCCAUGAUGAUAGAAAGCUUUUCGAAUUACUUAGUUUGUGCACUGCAUUAGCUGAACUUACAUGGCCAGCCAUUCUCAGCAGAAGGCAAACCUUCCGAGAAGUGUUUCAAAAUUUUGAUCCUGUUGCUGUCUCAAAACUGAAUGAUAAGAAGGUAUUGAUGCAAGGAAGUCCUGCCAGCUCUCUCCUGUCAGAGUUGAAGCUGCGAGCAAUUAUUGAAAAUGCACGCCAGAUAUGCAGGAUAGUUGAUGAGAUUGGGUCGUUUGACAAGUACAUAUGGGGUUUCGUAAACAACAAGCCUAUAGUUGGUAAUUUCCGUUACCCAAGACAGGUUCCAAUCAAGACAUCAAAAGCUGAAACGAUAAGCAAAGAUCUAGUUAGAAGAGGUUUCCGAGGAAUUGGACCCACCGUUGUAUACUCAUUCAUGCAAGCUGCUGGAAUCUCGAAUGACCAUCUCAUCAGUUGUUUCAGAUUCCAGGACUGCAUAGCUGCAGGCGACACAAGUGACAAAGCCGAGAGCUUUAAAACCAAGGUCGAAGUAAUUCAAGCCGAAGAUGAAACUGAAUUAGGAAUGGGAAUGGGAACGGGAGUGGGAGUAGUAGUACAAGCUAUGGAUGAGUUGAGCUUGUUGUCGUAGAUGCACUGUAAUUUGUAAUUAAUACCCUGUCGAGGGAGGGGCUGGCUUCCUGCCCGGCGCCCGCCCUUCUGUAUCAUCUACAGUUGAAGGGCGACAAGCUUUGGUGUACAAAUGACUGAAUGUAUUGUGUUCAUUGCUUUGUAGAUUAUGAAGUAGAAUUUGGCAGCAGAUAAAAUGUUCAAUCUCUCCUCAUUUUGGAAA
Molecule: messenger RNA, 1726 nt
Organism: Ipomoea nil (Japanese morning glory)
Lineage: Eukaryota; Viridiplantae; Streptophyta; Magnoliopsida; Solanales; Convolvulaceae
Exons: 5
Coding region: 329-1525 (398 amino acids)
Biological process (GO): base-excision repair
Molecular function (GO): DNA-3-methyladenine glycosylase activity
Source: RefSeq, a predicted model, not a curated record